Messenger RNA from Piliocolobus tephrosceles (Ugandan red Colobus), 9114 nucleotides. RefSeq names its product zinc finger and BTB domain containing 40 (gene ZBTB40). Gene Ontology annotation, cellular component: nucleus. The transcript is spliced from 21 exons. Gene Ontology annotation, biological process: regulation of transcription by RNA polymerase II. Gene Ontology annotation, molecular function: DNA-binding transcription factor activity, RNA polymerase II-specific; protein binding. The coding region runs from base 695 to 4411 and encodes 1238 amino acids. The record is from RefSeq and is a predicted model, not a curated record. NCBI's taxonomy places the organism in Eukaryota, Metazoa, Chordata, Mammalia, Primates, Cercopithecidae.
GAUACCCAUUGCGCGCCGGCCUCAAGAUGGCCGCCUUCUGGCGUCUCUGGCGCUGUUGAAUGGCGAAAGCUUUAUUGUUCCCUUCGGGCAGGAGUGUUCGUGUCCUCUAUGGCGCUGUCAAUAAAGAACGGCAGUUUGAAUCGGUGCUGAACAGCAAACGUCUGCUGACGCCUGCCCUAAACACAAGUAGAUUGGAUCAGUGUUGUCAUCCAGCUAUUCCUCUCGUCCCUUCUCCUGGAGUGGGAAACGAGUUAAAACUUCGAGAUGCACCGAGAGCGCUUUAGUUGACAAACACUCUGGCUUCCCUUCUGGUCUUACUAUUCAGAGUUUCUCCUGCUUUGAAUAGCAGUGAUACCAUGCAGCUAGUGCUACAGUGAACCAGGCUCUAACUGACCAGGGAAGAGCAGAAGCAAAGGAGAGAGUCAAGAGCCACUCUUCAAACUAGUUUAGUAUUAUCGAAGACUCUAAUAGUGGUCUUCCCAUCUACAAAUUCACACUCAGAUACUUCCCUCUCUACUGACUGCAGACGAGAGACAGUGGAUUACAGUGUUUAACAGUACAGAACUCCAUGCCAGACUGCCCAGUUUUGAACCCCACUCUGCCACAUACUAGCUGUGUGGCCUUGGAGCCUGUCCCCCCAAAGCCGACUCUAGGAGAGGAGAGGAAGAGGAGUUCUUGAGGCAGAGUUGACGCAAUGGAGCUCCCCAACUACAGCCGGCAGCUGCUGCAGCAGCUCUACACUCUGUGCAAGGAGCAGCAGUUCUGUGAUUGCACCAUCUCCAUUGGUACCAUUUACUUCAGGGCUCACAAGCUUGUCCUGGCUGCUGCCAGCCUCCUGUUCAAAACCCUGCUGGAUAACACAGAUACCAUCUCCAUCGAUGCAUCUGUGGUGAGCCCCGAGGAGUUUGCGCUCUUGUUGGAAAUGAUGUACACGGGCAAACUACCUGUGGGCAAGCACAACUUCUCCAAAAUCAUCUCCUUAGCAGACAGUCUACAGAUGUUUGAUGUGGCUGUUAGCUGCAAAAAUCUUCUGACCAGCCUUGUAAACUGCUCUGUUCAGGGUCAGGUGGUAAGGGAUGUCUCCGCGCCAUCCUCAGAGACAUCCAGAAAGGAACCAGAGAAGCCUCAAGUAGAAAUCCUUUCAUCCGAAGGUGCUGGAGAGCCUCACUCUUCCCCAGAGCUUUCUGUCACUCCAGGGGGCUCUGUGAAAGCUGAGACUGAGGAAGCAGUCCUUGCAGUUUCACAAGAGAUGAGUGUGAAUUCUCCCAUGGCCCAGGAGAGCCAGAGGAAUGCAGAAACCCCAGCGGAGACUCCUAACACAGCUGAAGAUUGUUCCCCCUCCCUUGUGCAAACCUUUAGUGAGGCAAAGGAGACAAGCACAGAACCAGCAUGUGAAAAGAAACAUUACCAGCUGAAUUUUCUUCUAGAAAAUGAAGGUAUCUUCUCAGAUGCACUCAUGGUUACCCAGGAUGUUUUAAAAAAACUAGAAGUGUGUUCAGAAAUUAAAGGUCCACAGAAGGAGACUGUAGUGAAAUGUCUCGAGGGUGAAGGAGGACAUUCAGCAUUCCAGAGAAUCCUGGGUAAAGUAAGAGAGGGGAGCCUGGAUGUUCAGACCGUUGUGUCCCUGUUGAGGCUGUACCAAGAUUCUAAUCCUGCAGUAAAAACAGCACUGUUAGACAGGAAGCCAGAAGAUGUAGACACAGUGCAGCCAAAAGGGAGCACAGAGGAGGGAAAGACCUUGUCUGUUCUGUUACUAGAACACAAAGAGGACCUGAUACAGUGUGUAACACAGCUGAGACCUAUUAUGGAGUUCCUGGAAACAGCCAAGGAGGAAUUCCUGACUGGCACUGAAAAAAGGGUGAUUCUGAAUUGCUGUGAGGGCAGAACACCCAAGGAGACAAUAGAAAAUUUGUUGCACAGAAUGACUGAAGAGAAGACCCUGACUGCUGAGAGUUUGGUAAAACUCCUCCAGGCUGUGAAGAUGACUUUCCCAAACCUGGGCCUUCUGCUAGAGAAGUUGCAGAAAUUAGCCACUUUGCCAAGCGCCACAGUCCAACCAAGCCCUGAUGAUUAUGGGACUGAGCUAUUGAGACGCUAUCACGAAAACCUUUCUGAGAUUUUCACAGACAACCAGAUUUUAUUAAAGAUGAUCUCACACAUGACAAGUUUAGCCCCUGGAGAAAGAGAGGUCAUGGAGAAACUUGUGAAACGUGACUCUGGUUCAGGUGGUUUCAAUUCCCUGAUAUCAGCAGUUCUAGAAAAGCAGACUCUCUCUGCCACAGCCGUUUGGCAACUGCUGCUGGUGGUUCAGGAGACAAAGACCUGCCCAUUGGACCUGCUCAUGGAGGAAAUACGAAGGGAGCCUGGUGCUGACGCUUUCUUCCGGGCAGUGACCACCCCAGAACGUGCCACUUUAGAAACAAUCCUGAAGCAUAACCACUUGAUCUUGGAGGCCAUCCAACAGAAGAUUGAGUGCAAGUUCUUUACCUCGGAGGAGGAGCACCUGGCAGAGACUGUGAAAGAGAUUCUGAGCAUUUCCUCUGAGACAACCAGCCCUGAAGCUUCCCUGAGAGCAGUGCUGAGCAGAGCCGUGGAAAAAUCAGUCUCGGCCAUUGAAAUAUGCCACCUCCUGUGCAGUGUCCACAAAUCUUUUCCAGGCCUGCAGCCUGUCAUGCAGGAGUUAGCAUACAUUGAUGUCCUUACUAAGGAAGAUGGAGAGAAGGAAACGUGGAAGGUGAGUAAUAAAUUUCACCUUGAAGCCAACAACAAAGAAGAUGAAAAGGCAGCCAAAGAAGACAGCCAGCCUGGGGAACAGAAUGAUCAAGGAGAGACUGGUUCCUUGCCAGGACGGCAAGAGAAAGAGGCUUCUGCGUCCCCAGACCCUGCCAAGAAGAACUUCGUCUGUAAGGCCUGCGACAAAAGCUUCCAUUUCUACUGCCGCCUGAAGGUGCACAUGAAGCGCUGCCGGGUGGCCAAGAGCAAACAGGUGCAGUGUAAGGAGUGCAGGGAGACCAAGGAUUCCAAGAAAGAGCUGGACAAACAUCAGCUGGAGGCCCAUGGUGCAGGUGGAGAGCCCGACGCACCCAAGAAGAAGAAGAAGAGGCUUCCAGUGACAUGUGACCUCUGUGGGAGAGAAUUUGCGCAUGCCUCAGGCAUGCAGUACCACAAGCUGACAGAGCACUUCGAUGAGAAGCCUUUCUCCUGUGAAGAGUGUGGGGCGAAGUUUGCAGCCAAUUCCACCCUGAAGAACCACCUUCGCCUUCACACCGGGGACCGCCCAUUCAUGUGCAAGCACUGCCUCAUGACCUUCACCCAGGCCUCCGCCCUGGCCUAUCACACCAAGAAGAAGCACUCGGAAGGGAAAAUGUAUGCGUGCCAGUACUGUGAUGCUGUGUUUGCCCAGUCCAUUGAGCUGUCCCGCCACGUGAGGACCCACACCGGGGACAAGCCCUAUGUCUGCAGGGACUGUGGCAAGGGCUUCCGGCAAGCCAAUGGCCUCUCCAUCCAUCUGCAUACCUUUCACAACAUAGAAGAUCCUUAUGACUGCAAGAAGUGCAGGAUGAGUUUCCCCACUCUUCAGGAUCACCGGAAGCACAUCCAUGAGGUGCACUCCAAAGAGUACCACCCCUGCCCCACGUGUGGGAAGAUCUUCAGUGCCCCGUCCAUGCUGGAGCGGCACAUGGUCACCCACGUUGGAGGGAAGCCCUUCAGCUGCGGGAUCUGCAACAAGGCCUACCAGCAAUUAUCUGGUUUGUGGUACCACAAUCGGACCCACCACCCUGAUGUAUUUGCUGCUCAGAACCACCGAUCUUCCAAGUUCUCAUCACUCCAGUGCAGCUCCUGUGACAAAACCUUCCCCAACACCAUCGAGCACAAGAAGCACAUCAAAGCAGAGCAUGCAGAUAUGAAGUUCCAUGAAUGUGACCAGUGUAAGGAGCUCUUCCCCACGCCAGCCUUGCUGCAGGUUCACGUCAAGUGCCAGCAUUCAGGGUCCCAGCCAUUCCGGUGCUUGUACUGUGCUGCUACUUUCCGUUUUCCUGGAGCAUUGCAGCACCAUGUCACCACAGAGCACUUCAAGCAGUCAGAGACCACCUUCCCAUGUGAGCUCUGUGGGGAACUCUUCACCUCCCAGGCCCAGCUUGACAGUCACCUGGAAUCUGAGCACCCGAAGGUGAUGAGCACGGAAACCCAGGCAGCAGCCUCACAGAUGGUACAGGUGAUCCAAACCCCAGAGCCGGUGGCCCCAACGGAGCAGGUGAUCACUUUGGAGGAGACCCAGCUUGCCGGUUCACAGGUGUUUGUGACGUUGCCAGAUUCUCAGGCAUCUCAGGCCAGCUCCGAGCUCGUGGCAGUGACUGUGGAGGAUUUGCUGGAUGGCACAGUGACGCUGAUCUGUGGUGAGGCCAAAUGAGCAGCCAUUCAUCCGGCAGAGCCUUCCUGUGUUUGCAGCUGAGAGGAGGCCCCACAGCUUGCCCUUUGCCCUCCAUCCCUGGCUGUCCUGAGUGGUGAGCAUCUUAGCUUAGCGCCAACCAACACAGUCUCACCUAAAAAACAGACGGAAGCUUCAUUGUUCUCAUAGAACCUACAGCAUCCAAGCCCUCAACACCAACUGUACCAUCCUCUAGUAGACAGGCCUCCUUCCCCACAGGCCCGCUGCUGCGGCCUCUGUGACACUGUCCAUCCCCAAGUGACAUGUAGCUUCAGGAGUAGAGUCUGAAAGAGCAGUGGGAUGGGAGCUGGUGACCAGGGUACCCCAGGAGGCAUGAUGUGCCGACACCCUUCAGUGGGCAGAAUGGCAGUUAGAUAUGGGGCUUGGCCCACAGUGGGGCUGCAAAUGCUGCCAGUGCCUCUGGCCAUUUAAAGUGAGAGGGGCACCAACAGACAAUUCAGAGACCUCAGGCAUGAGCACACUUGGCCCCUUCCUCAGUCCUAUCAUCCUACCCUCUGCUGGGGUUCCCCCUGCACCCAGUGGCCAUGCCCAGCACCCUACUGAUGGCUAUAGGACAAGUAGCCCUCAUUUCCAUGCCUGGUAACGCCUUGUCAGUUGUCAGCCCUUCCCAAAACAAAGCUUUGGAGUUUCUGCUGGAAGUGUUUAAUGUGAGGCAUCAGCUGCUAGACAGUCUCUGCCUUACCAGGACAUUCUUCUUGGUAUUCCUUACCUGAAGGCUGGUUCCCACAGCUCUUCCGUGUCAUCUUCAUCCCCUUCCUUUAACCAAAGGCUGAAAUCUCUGCCUGACCUGGCAGCCUCGCUCCCUCUGGGUCACGUGGCGCAGACCGUGACCAGCACCAGGCGGGCAGUCCUGUCUGCAUGUGGAGGAGCAGCGGUGACUGCCCGUGGCUCUGCUGCCGUGCACUCCCUGCCUUGGGAGUGGCCUGCUGCCUCACCUCCCCCAGGCCGCCACACUUACUGCGGAUCAGCGAUCCUUUGGAGUCCGAAUUUCACAAAGCUUUUUUAUCUUCAGUUCCGAAAAUAUAAUCUGAUAGUUAAUGGUUUGUGGAAUCCAUUACGAAGUGCGAUUAGAUAGAUGUAGGUUCCUGCCGUUGGAGAGAAUGACUAGCAUUUAUCUUCUUUUCCUUCCACGCCAAAGGUUGGAGUCUGCUGGUGCGGUGUUUACACACCAGGCAGGGCUCUCUGCCACGGUGUGUGGCUUGACCCCCUGUGGAGGGGAGUGCCUGGUUGGAUCCCACACUGGCAGAGAUGGGGCCACCUCUUCCUUCCAGGCACAUCUCACAUUGCCAUGUACAGAGGCAGGGGUCACGUUUGGUCACCAUGGAAGCUUUUAUUGCUCCCACAUGGUCAGGUCUUGCCCUGCUUGAAGCACAGAAGGCACAGCCUUACUGACCAGCACACCCACUGACUGGCAUCUGCUGGCUUUGUGCAGCCAGCCCCGACAGUUUCCACAGCGAGUGCCAGCUCCGGCCAGCCUGGGACAGCUCAUCCCAGCCAACUACACCUGCCUCUGGUCCUGUCCGCAUUUUGAUAUGUAGAUCACUUGAGCUUGUCAAUUAGGGUUCUGCCAUUCUGAAAUAAAUGAAGUUUCUAAAGGAGAGUCGGCCUCAGAAGCCAAAAACUGACCAGAAGAUGGUGCUCAAACCUUUAAGACUUCAUCUCCAUGUGAAGGGCUCACUGUUUCUACCAAGGCUGUCCCUGUGUUAAGGCUUUUCCGUCCUGGGAACUGUCAGACUGGGAGAGCUCUUGAUCUGCAGGUGGCAAAAUGGCACUGAAUAUCCCCUUGGCACCAGAGAAAACCCACUGAAAGAUGGUAGAGUGGCACAUGCUUACAGGGCAUUGGUGCCAAGCCCAGUGGAUGAGAAUACAGCCCCUCACAAGCUGUGGGAUGGAGCUUGGGAGCCACAGUGAAUGUCACUAAAAUUUCUUCCAAAACAAAACAAGAAAUAAUUGCUGAGAGCUUGUAGGGAAGUGAUUUAAAAAAAAAAAAAAAAAAAAAAAAAAAAACUAUUUGGAAUCAAGAGGGCUAUAAGUUUUGAAUUCAAGUGUCAGAUCCUUUCAAGCACUGAGAGAUUCUUUCUCAGGUUUCUGUUUUUGGGGAAGACAGGGUCUUGCUCUCUCUCUCAGAUUGGAAUACCGUGACACGAUCUUGGCUCACUGCAACCUCUGCAGGCUCAAGCGAUCCUCCUGCCACAGCUUCCCAAGUAGCUGGGACCACAGACAUGAGCCACCACUGCUGGCCAGUUUGUUUUGUUUUUUGUAGAGACAGGGUCUGGCCAUGUUGCCCAGGCUAAUUUUAAACUCCUGAGCUCAAGCCGUUAUCCCACCUGGGCCUCCCAAAGCACUAGGAUUACAGACAUGAGCCACGACGCCUGGCCAGGUUUCUGCUGGAGACCCAGAUUGUGACAAGACAUUUGUUUUCUUUGGAAUCACCAGAUUUGCAGCUUACUGUGCCGAGAGUGGACUGGCUGCUGGGGCCCAUCGGAUGCCCUCUGGCCCGUGGCACACUCAGCAGAAGGCACAAACCCAGUGCUGGUUCUCAUCAAGACAGAGGGGAAGGCCCUCCCCGAGUUCACUGUCUGCCCUGAGCGGGCUCCGCACUGGCUGACUGAUUUUAUGGUCUUGCUCUCUAGAGAAGCCCAGAUGGAUCUUAUUAUAGGAAAACUUUCUGACUCUGCUUGGCCAUUUUAUCCUUUUCUCCUACUUCUACCCAAGAGACCUGAAUAGCCGCCACAGAGGACAGUGUUCGUGUGGUCUCCUGAGUCCACAUCACUCGCUUCUGUGGGGUCCUGGUGCUGUAUUUGCUUCGUGUCCCAUAGGGUGCUGCCCUUAUGGCCUCUGGACUGAACUCUGGGGCCUUUGGGGUGGUGUGAAGGAGUCCGUGGGCUUCUUAGAACACAUGGAUCUGUUCGGUGGGUCCCCAGACCUCUGCUCCCAGAGCUCAUGUCCCAGCUGGUGAGGAGGGAAAGGCAGUCAGAUUCCAGGCCGGAGUGUGAUUCUGUGGGAAUACUGGGGUCAGUUAUGGAACAGGACUUGCCCAUUGUAGGUAAGUGAGACAGCAAACAGAUGAUUCAAGAGCAAGGAUUACUGCAGGAAGGUGAGACUCCUGUCGACGCGCAUUAGCAGAACCUGGAACCAGAGGGCAGGGACCAGGGCUCUUUACUCAUUUCUUUUAUGGGUAAAGAGACAUGAAGAGACAGCCUGUCUCUUCUGUCUCAGAAGCUCUGUGUUUGGGAAGCUUUGAGCCCAGUGAGUAGCAGGGUCUGCAGUAUGAAUACCUUUCCCUGGUGAUCCGGGUCUCCUCUGAGGAAGUGUUCUGACUUCCCACUGACCACAGGAGGCACGCCAGCUUCAUCCCUCGGGCUAGAGUUCUGAUCACUGGGGCUGAGGGGUAAAAUAAAAUCCAGUCAGACAGACAGUGGGGAGACAGGUCCCUGCUCUUUAUUUGCAGGAUCAAUCAGGGACUCCCAGAAAGGAAGGAGAAUGGUGAGGGGGCUCUAAGCUGGUGACGUGGUCACCACAAGCUGAAGACAGGCUAAUGGGGUGGCGGAUGUGCCUUUAAACCUCACGUGCCUGGAAGCUGCGCAUUGACCAAAGGAGGGAGGAAAUUGCCAACCAUGCACAGAGUGGGCAGGCGGUCCCAGGAGACAAGCAGCAUGUUAUUAAAUUGGGCCUAGGCAGUUGGGCGAUAAUGGAGAAAAUGCAGGGAUGCUAUAAUGAGUCCUCCCCAAGGGCGAGUUCAGCACCCGAGCCCUGUUCUGCUUGUAUCCCAGUGACACUUGGGAGGUAGAAGAAACUGGGAGUAAGAGGACAAUUUGGGGCUGAAGGGAGUGUUAGAGGCAAGUCGAUCCUUGUUUUGUUGUCACGGAAACUUUGGGGCUGGUGGGACUUAGGCCAAAAGCUCAGAAGCACAGCCAAAAUGUAGAAGCUUGCUACUCCUACGACUCGGCCUAUAAGGAAGAGAGAAGCUGUCUGUACUUUGUGAACUACAUUGUUGAAGGAAAAAAAUCACUCCCUGCCUAAUUAAGUUGCUUCCAAAUUUGGGGAAUGUGUGUCCUUUCCUUUACCAAGGCCAAUCAGCCCUGCUUCCACCCGUGGUCAGGACAGCCAGCCCCUACGUGAUGCCGUAUAAAUUGGAUUACAAACCAUAUUCAUGUUCAACUUGCACUAAUCUAUAUAAAUAAAAUAUGUACUUUGAAAAAAAAUUAGGCUACAUGAGUUUCAGAUGGACUGUGAUGUUAUAGACCUGCUUUCUCUUUGGUUCUGGGCCAGUGUCAGACGGGGACCGGCGUGAUAGGCCUGGUGUCCUAGGGGCCAUUUGUGUACCUUGUGGCCGUGUUAACAUGGCCUGGGGGAAAGCAAGCUCUCCCGUCAUGUGGAGUCUCAUUCCUAAACCCUCCUUCCCAGGGAGCGAGUGUAGGGCAGGGUUUCAGAGCACAGGCUUUGGUGUCCAGCCUGGGUACAUCCAGCUGUCCUGCUGUCUAACUGUGACAUUGUGUGAGAUGCUUACCCUCUCUGAGCUCCCUCCUCCUGGCCCCCAACUUUAUUAUAAAAUGGAGAAAUGAUUGUGCUUACCCUACAGAAUUGUAGUAUGAUUUAAAAGUCUGGAAUUAAUGUAUUUAAUGUAGAAAAUGUUAGCUUUUAUUAGUAAAAUUUUUUUGCAU